CCGUGUCCCACUCAACUCCCUGUAUCAGAACAUUGCCGUCUCCAUUAUCCUUGCCACUGUUGCGUAUUCAUAAGACUCUGUCCUUCUCAUCUUUUGCUGCUCGCUGCUACCUAGUUGCUGCUCGUCUUUGUACAGACCAGAACUCCCCUACAAAACACCUGGUUUACCUUUCUCGGGGAAUGGCAGAGGUGCAUAAGUAAAUGAGCUUGACCCUCGUCCGAUCCUUCAGUUGCCCGCCGCUAAAGCUCUGCGGUCGCUCCCUUCGUCAUUGUGCAUACACUCGACUCUUGGGUUGAUCGACCUUGUCGCAAUCGAUUGCGGCCACAAACUCACCAAUCAUCUUGAGGAAUGGCGGGGUGAAAGAUGAAAUCGCUCCCCCAGAAACGCAGGGAGCAACCGACUAAGUCGUCUUCGCCCAUCCAUCUGGCAAUACCUGCCCACAAGCGCUCCAAGAGCGCCAGAGUCCUCAACCUUCUCCGCAGCGACAACCUCCCUCGAGAAAACGGAUCAGACACGGAGUCGCCGGUGACCACCACCACCUCCACUACCGGACCUUUCUCCUCGACGUCCCCUUUGACUCCGGGCGAUGGUCCGCGAUUGAGUCCGUUGUCCCCUACCACCACCAGAAACUCUCAGUUGGCCAUGGACUCGAACGAAUAUACCAGGGAGCAAGACUCCGCCCAACACAUGAACCCAGUCCCGUCAGGCAUCUCUUCCGGCCAGGGAGCCUCCAUCGAGGACUCUGUUCGUACCUUUCGGGUCUUUGAAGUUCUCCGAGGCAAGGACACUGCCGCAAUCUCUAAAGCUAUCAGUGAAUCGAUACCCUCCUCCUCUAACCCUCAGCCCAUUCCCGGCACUACAAUACUCCACCUAGCAAUCCAAUGCGCAGAACCUCAGGUGGUUGAGCAGGUUUUAAGAGAAGGCAAAGGCCUCGAUGUCAAUGCACAAGACAAGGAGGGAAAUACCGCUUUGCAUCUGGCUGCUCAGCUUGGACGAGCACCUGUUGUCCGAGACCUGCUGGAGGUCCCCAACAUAAAUGAUGCCAUCUCGAACAGGCAAGGAAAACUACCCAUUGAUCUCGCGAGAACUCCGGAAAUCUUUCAACAGCUCCAGUUAGCGCGUUCAAUCUUUCUGGAUGACAAGAUCAAGGAGAUACAUGCCGCAUUGGCCCAAACAGACUACAAGAAGUUCGAAGCCAUCUUGACUGAGCCUCGAGUCGAGGGUACUCUUGAUGUGAAUGCGUUGGAGUUACCAACUGAGCCAGCAACAGUCCAGAGCGGCGGAACGCUCCUGCACGAGGCCGCGCGCAAGAAGGAUAUCCAGUUAGCACAGAUCUUACUAUUGCAUGGGGCAGAUCCUUUCCGCCGGGACCGUAAAGGGAGGCUCCCGCAACAUGUAACCCAAGACGAUCGGACAAAGGCCAUCUUGAAGAAGUCGCCCGCAGCCGCCGCUGCGCAGCGAGGAAUACAGGAAAAGGCAAUUCUGGGCAAUAAUCCAUCGCAAGCGAGGUCUGGAACUGGACCUAGUGAUACGAGUAAAGACGCCCGAGAAAUGAAGGGAUAUCUCAAGAAAUGGACAAAUUAUACAAGUGGGUAUAAGCUACGAUGGUUUGUUCUCGAGGAAGGAGUUCUCAGCUAUUACAAGCAUCAAGAUGAUGCUGGCUCGGCCUGUCGAGGAGCUAUCAACAUGCGCAUUGCGAAACUUCACAUGGAUCCUCAGGACAAGACCAGGUUCGAGAUUCACGGCAAGUCCUCGGUCAAGUAUCAUUUGAAAGCCAAUCAUGUCGUAGAGGCCAAAAGAUGGUUCUGGGCUCUCAACAAUGCUAUCCAAUUCACGAAGGACGAAGCAAAGGAAGAGGAGAAAAGGCGAACGCUUGACGGUGAAAGCUUUCGCCAUGCCCGCAGCGAUACAUCAGAAAACCUCAGUGCGACGGCCAGCAGAUCGAAACACCCUGCCCAGACGCUGGGAGUGGCAGGAAGCUCCUCCAAGGUGAGCUUUCGUUCUGAUGUGGAAGGUGGAUCAGCAUACGACUCGUACGACGCGAGUCUUCAAGGCGAGGACCUCCAGAGAGUCCCUACCAAUGUUGUGACCAAUAUCGACGCAGAAGAGGACGCCGACGGCGACGACGCUAGCAGUCGUGAAGUGCACCAACCGGGAAGCAAAGACGCGUUCAAUAUCACCGCACAAUCUGCCAAGCUCCAACUCGAUCUUCUGGCACGGGUGUCCGACGCUUUGAUUGCCCGGCAAUCAUCUCAGGCGGAUACGAACCUAUCCGAUCCAGAUGUCUCACAAGCUCUUCUUACCUACCAAACGGCCGUGAAUAGCCUCAAUGGCUUGGUUGCGGAUCUGCUGAAGAUUGCUCGGGACCGUGACGCUUAUUGGCAAUAUCGUCUAGAUCGAGACGCAGAUGCUAGGAGAAUGUGGGAGGAAAGCAUGGCCAAGAUUGCUUAUGAGCACGAAGAUCUCAAGAGGUCAAUCGCCGAAUCAGAGGACAAGCGCAAGCGGACGAAACGGGCUUUGAAGGAGGCCCUCGAGGGGCAAUCGGUACCCGCUAGCCGUCCGGGCUCAAUGCUCCAACAAGAAUCGCUGGAUCACGUCCAAUUCGCCGAAGCGGUCGAGAAUCAACUAGAUAUUCGAGCCGAAGCCCAAAUCUCAACAAGGUCGCGCCGAAAAUCUGUCACCAGAGAUGGCAACAGACGCAAAUCCAUCAUCGCCCAACUCACCAAUCUCUCCGACUCCGAAUCUGGAGAUGAUGAAGAAUUCUUCGACGCCAUUGACGAAGGCAAGGUUGAAGUGGUCGAGCCGCUGCUUCUUAGUCCUCCGCCCGUGCAUGUUCCAUCAGCCUUGGAGGAAGAACAGGAGCCUUUCGUCGAUGAAAGAGCCAGAAAACAAAUGGAAAUCGAGCCCUCAUAUGCUGGAUAUGAAGGAGGAGUUCGCGAGCGAUUGAAACUGGAUGCUGACAAUCGUCCCAAGAUCUCACUCUGGGGCAUUCUGAAGUCUAUGAUAGGCAAAGAUAUGACCAAGAUGACUCUGCCGGUGUCUUUUAAUGAGCCAACUUCUCUUCUCCAGCGUGUUGCUGAAGAUAUGGAAUAUGCGGAUCUCCUUGACAUCGCAGCCGAUCGCCCGGACGCUACUGAGCGUCUCGUGUACGUGGCGGCAUUCGCGGCCUCGGAAUACGCCAGCACAAUCGGGCGCGUUGCGAAGCCAUUCAACCCUCUUCUGGGCGAGACGUAUGAGUAUGUCCGUCCCGACAAAGGAUAUCGAUUCUUCAUUGAGCAAGUAAGUCACCAUCCUCCCAUUGGUGCUGCGUACGCGGAAUCUGCUCGUUGGGACUACUGGGGCGAGUCGGCCGUCAAAUCCAAAUUUUAUGGCAAGUCAUUCGACAUCAACCCAUUGGGAACCUGGUUCUUGCGCCUCCGCCCUUCAAAUGGGGGUCCGCCGGAGCUGUACACAUGGAAGAAGGUUACAAGUUCGGUCGUGGGCAUUAUUACUGGAAACCCCACCGUGGACAAUUAUGGCACGAUGGAGAUCAAGAAUUGGACCACGAGCGAAGUCUGCGUCCUGGACUUCAAACAACGCGGAUGGAAGGCCAGUUCAGCGUACCAAGUCUUUGGCAAAGUCAUGGACGUCGAUGGUGUCACCAAAUGGAGCAUUGGUGGGAGGUGGAACGACAAAAUCUAUGCCCGAGUUACAGAAGGAUUCGAGGACGAAGCAGUAGGAGAAAGCCGCUUACACCCCGGCGUAGGAAGAGGGACCCAGUCCGAUCGACAGCAGGCCUUCCUCGUCUGGGAAGCACAUACACGUCCGCAGGGGAUACCUUUCAAUCUCACACCAUUUGUCGUAACCUUGAACGCCGUGGGCGACUCACUGCGUCCACAUCUCCCACCUACCGACACGCGCCUACGGCCCGAUCAACGUGCCAUGGAAGACGGGGAGUAUGAUUUCGCGGCGACGGAGAAGAAUCGUGUCGAGGAGAAACAGCGUGCGGCACGUCGUCAACGUGAGGCCGCGGGGGAAGAGUGGAAACCCAAAUGGUUUGAGAGAAAGGUGGACCACAUCACUGGGGAAACCUAUUGGGAGCAUAACGGACUGUACUGGAGGAAGAGAGCGGAGAGAGAUUGGACAAUUUGUGAUGAUAUCUUUUAGACGGAGAAUGAUGGAGAACGGUAGAGAAAAGAGAAGCCCGUGGGAAGGAAUUUUUUUGGGAAUGAAAAGAAGAGAUGAGGACGCAGCGAGCAAGGAAGAGAACAGCAAAUGGCGGGAGAAAGCUCUGUGAAACGGCCACAUGAUGGACCGAAGCGACAACCACCGGAUAUGCUCCAUCUCUAUACAGAGGGAUGCUAACCUUUGGCCGGUGCGUUCAUCCUGGUGGGCUUGACUCGUGUUGGCGAGGACCGCCUUUGGGGCUGUUGGCAUCGACGAAGGAUUGCAGCUGUCAGUAUAUUCAUAUACCAAUAUGACAUUGAUUGUAUUUAUCUACCGGCAAUAUCAAUACCACGUUGGAAUA
Cladophialophora immunda is the source of this 4507-nucleotide messenger RNA. RefSeq lists its product as uncharacterized. The transcript is spliced from 2 exons. Gene Ontology annotation, molecular function: sterol binding; protein binding. Gene Ontology annotation, cellular component: intracellular membrane-bounded organelle; nuclear envelope; cytosol. Lineage: Eukaryota; Fungi; Ascomycota; Eurotiomycetes; Chaetothyriales; Herpotrichiellaceae. Bases 364 to 4146 code for a protein of 1260 amino acids. The record is from RefSeq and is a predicted model, not a curated record. Gene Ontology annotation, biological process: piecemeal microautophagy of the nucleus; exocytosis; maintenance of cell polarity.